AUGGGGAAACACAGGGGCAUGCAGACGAACAUCACGGAUCGGGGGGAUCUGGGCUUCUUCUCGUGCAGCACGGGGAACCCCAUCGACGACUGCUGGCGGUGCGACCCAAGGUGGCACCUUCGCCGGAGGAGGCUGGCGGACUGCGGCGUGGGCUUCGGGCGCAACGCCAUCGGCGGCCGCAACGGGAAGUUCUACGUGGUGACCGAUGCCGGAGACGACGACCCGGUGAACCCACGGCCUGGGACCCUGCGGCACGCGGUGAUCCAGGACGAGCCGCUGUGGAUCGUGUUCAAGGGGGACAUGGUCAUCACCCUGAAACAGGAGCUGAUCAUGAACAGCUUCAAGACCAUCGACGGCCGUGGGGCCAACGUCCACAUCGCCGGCGGCGCCUGCAUCACCAUUCAGUUCGUCACCAACAUAAUCAUCCACGGUCUCCACAUCCACGGCUGCAAGCCCACCGGGAACGCCAUGGUCCGGAGCUCGCCGUCGCACUACGGGUGGAGGACGAUGGCCGACGGCGACGCCAUCUCCAUCUUCGGCUCCAGCCAUGUCUGGGUGGACCACUGCUCUCUGUCUAAUUGCGCCGACGGGCUUGUGGACGCCGUCAUGGGCUCCACCGCCAUCACCAUCUCCAAUAACUACUUCACCAACCACAACGAGGUGGGUCUCUCUCUCGAUCUCUCUCUCUCUUUCUGCAAGUCUUCCCCGAUCCAGCUGAGUGAGGCGCCCCUUCCAAGUCUGAUCCAAUCGGGUGGUUCCAGGUGAUGCUGCUGGGUCACAGCGACUCGUACACACGGGACAAGGGGAUGCAGGUCACCAUCGCCUUCAACCAUUUCGGGGAAGGCCUGAUCCAGAGAAUGCCCAGGUACUUACUGACUGUAAUAGACGAGGAUCUGAGUUCCCACCCCCCCAAAAAACGAUUGCGAGAGUUUUCGAUCCAACAGAAGGAUGGACCUCUCUUUUGUACCAGGUGCAGGCACGGCUCCUUCCAUGUGGUGAACAACGACUACACCCACUGGAUAAUGUACGCCAUUGGAGGGAGCUCCGACCCCACCAUCAACAGCCAAGGCAACAGAUACGUCGCCCCGAAGAACCCCUUCGCCAAGGAGGUAAACCAUUCACUUCCUCUUCCUCGUCCCCCCCCCGAACUCCGGCGGUAUGACCGUCGAUGAAAUGCUCGCAGGUGACCAAGAGAGUCGAGACAGCCUCCGGCGUGUGGAAGAACUGGAACUGGAGGUCGGAGGGGGACCUCCUCCUGAACGGCGCCUUCUUCAUCCCCUCAGGUGCCGGCGCCGCCGCGAGCUACGCCAGGGCUUCCAGCCUCGGCGCUAAGUCGUCCUCCAUGAUCGGAUCCAUCACCUCCACAGCCGGCGCCCUUCUCUGCCGCGUCGGCUCCAAGUGCUAG
Molecule: messenger RNA, 1405 nt
Organism: Spirodela intermedia
Lineage: Eukaryota; Viridiplantae; Streptophyta; Magnoliopsida; Alismatales; Araceae
Source: the annotation of a GenBank genome assembly